CGCAUCACCCACCUUUGGUCCAGAUCACAUUCUACCCAUCGUAUCUGGCUAACGCGCGUCUGUUCCCACCCCUAAAGUCCGGUCUAUGACGGUGUGCGAAAUCCAGUCAGUUUGGCAGUCUGCUCUCUAAUCUCUAACUUUGGGAAUUCCAUACUCAGACCCAGUCACGCGGUUAGAGAAUCAGCCGCUAUUUUCCCAAAAUUUCGGCAACUCGACUCCGCACUCGCCACAAGUCACUUCUCCUGUAGUGGCGUCGCCCGCACCUCGUGCCUCGAGCUCCGCGCGACUUCCUGCAGGCCAAGACACCCACGGCGCUCGCGCGGGCUUCUCCCUCACUCCCUCGACGCCCCGCUGCAGCUCGUGCACGCAGUCCGCCACCAUGAUUAUGAAAAACACCCUCCUCACGGUGUUCCUGUCCCUCUUGUCCGUGGGCAGCGCGUUCUACGCCAUGGUCUACCCGGCGUGGUUCCAGCAGCACUACCGGCGGGACGGCAACGACGUGUACCAGGGGUACGGCCUCUUCGCGUUCUACUCGACCAACUCGCUCGAGUCGCCGUUCUACGCGUCGGCAACAGUGUUGCAGUACUCGGAUUUUUGCGUGGAUAAUUACACCACCCCCAACUACAUGCUGGGCGACGGGGCGGACUUCCACGAGGUGCUCUGCGGCAAAAGAAUGAGGUCGGUGCAGGCCACAACGGCAACAGGCGCCGCUGUGUCAGUGGUGGGGCUACUCACGUCCAUCGGCGCGGUGUAUAACCCCUCGGCGGGGUACAUGGAGCGCGUGGUGUCUUUUUGCACUCUUGCCGGAUCUCUGUUGCUGGCUGUGUCGCUGGUCAUUUGGGGCGCGUUGCUGCAGCAGACGCUGUACAACAUCGACACGAUCAACUCGGCGUACACGAGCUGCAAGGCCAACAACACCAAGUGGCACUGCUGGUUCUACGGGUACAGCUUCUGGGUGUGUCUGGCGUCGGUGAUUAUCCUGUCUAUCACGGGAUACCUGAGCUCGGCCGGCCGCGCCGAGAAAAUCCGAUAUUUCCGCAAGGAGUACGAGCGGGACCUGGCCAUCGCCAUGCAGCAGAGCAUGGAGGCGGACGCGGACAACGGCCAGUAUAACACGCAGUUUGUGCGCACCGAGUCGGCCGGAGGAUUCGGCGUCAACGCGACCCAGCAGGCCUAUGGCCAGGCCCCGACCCCGUCGCAGCAGUACAACCCGAACUCGGGUCAGCCGUACACGACCCCGCAGAACAUGCAGCAGCCGUACGCCAAUGUGUACGGCAACCAGCAGGGGGCUCCGAAGCCCAUGGGAUACCAGCAGCAGGUGAGCAACGUGCCGCUGGCAGCGCCGUCCGCGAACAGCCUUAACCGUACCAACAGCAACGACAGCGACGCCGUGUACCCGAGCUAUAGCGAGCAGCGCAAGAACCACUCUUUGCUGGGACGGCAACCGAGUGGAGGCGUGGUCCCAAGACCACGUUGCACCAUGUUCCUGUAUUCGAGAACGUACCGCUCGCUGCCUCCAGUCGCCGAUCCAGACGCGCGCCAGCGGUUGAUGCACGCUGGCGCGCCUCCAAUUCUCGCCGGGACCCCCCUCGACGACGAGUUGCUCUUCUGUGCCCGGAGGGAGCGUCAACUGCGCGAAGCGGAAGCUCAGCGCGGAACCGUGACGCGCCAAGAGCUUUUCGCUGCGGUGAUCCGUGAACACGCCAUCCUGACGGAGCACGCGGCGGCCAAGUACCUCAUCACGAUCGCUGCGGUCGUCACGCCUGCACCGAGCCAACAGUGA
Phytophthora sojae is the source of this 1783-nucleotide messenger RNA. RefSeq lists its product as hypothetical. The record is from RefSeq and is a predicted model, not a curated record. The coding region runs from base 380 to 1783 and encodes 467 amino acids. The transcript has 4 exons. NCBI's taxonomy places the organism in Eukaryota, Oomycota, Peronosporomycetes, Peronosporales, Peronosporaceae.